AUGUUGGCGUUUGUUGGUGGUGUUGCAGCCGGUGCUGCGCUCUAUCAUUACUGCUACGCGAACAAGAAGGAAAGCCCAUUGCCCAAUAAAUCAGACCAGCAACUCAAAUCUACAGAUAAAGUUAGCAGUGGCACUGAAGUUUCUGUGGAACCGGGAAUGAUCAGUUACCGAUUGAAAAGAAAUACACCAUCGUUCAAAGAGACAUCUCCUGCCAAGGUCACAUCAACAUCAAUGGUGGAAACCGCACUGCCGUAUAAAGGAGAAGUUUUAGCCACAAUUAACUGA
This is a messenger RNA of Cooperia oncophora, 285 nucleotides long. The record is from the annotation of a GenBank genome assembly. NCBI's taxonomy places the organism in Eukaryota, Metazoa, Nematoda, Chromadorea, Rhabditida, Trichostrongylidae.